Molecule: messenger RNA, 1173 nt
Organism: Olea europaea var. sylvestris
Lineage: Eukaryota; Viridiplantae; Streptophyta; Magnoliopsida; Lamiales; Oleaceae
Exons: 2
Coding region: 1-1173 (390 amino acids)
Source: RefSeq, a predicted model, not a curated record
AUGGCUAGUGGAUCAAAUGUGGAUGAUAAUUUGCAUGUCGAUGAGUCCAUUGAGGAAGAAUCGAGUGAUGAUGAGUUGUUAUAUAUGGAUGAUGUUGACGCAAAUUUUGGAGAGUUAAUGGUGCUUAAUUACUUUGUUGCCAACAAAGGAAGUAUCAUUGGCAGGACACCUUGUAGAAUAUCAUUGCUUAUAGGAAAAAUGUACAUCCUAGAAAUUUUGAAUGGACAUCCGGACAUAUGCUAUCGUAAUUUUCGUAUGCAGAAACACGUUUUCAUGAAUUUAUGUGACAUUUUGAAAGAGAAAGGGUUACUAAAAGAUGGGAAAAAAGUGAGCGUCGAUGAGGGUGUGGCUAUGUUUAUGAUGAUUGUAGGGCACACUACACGAUACAAUGUUAUUGGUGAUAGGUUCCAAUAUUCCAACAACAUGAUACACAAAUGGUUUAAACGAGUUGUUAGGGUUGUUAUCUCAUUUGGCACCGAGAUGAUCCGUCUGACAAAUCAAGACAUUGUGCAUGAGCGGAUUUUGCGCAAAUAUCCUUUCUUUAAGGAUUGCAUAGGCGCAAUAGAUGGAACACAUGUUGCAGCUUGGGCUCCUGCAUCGAGACAAUCAUUUUUUAGAGGAAGGAAAACAAAUGUAACACAAAAUGUGAUGUUGACAUGUGAUUUUGAUGUGAAAUUCACAUUUGUGUAUUGUAGUUGGGAAGAUCAAUUUUACCUUGUUGAUUCUGGAUAUCCAAACAUGCCAGGAUUUCUUGCCCCCUAUCGAGGUCAUAGAUAUCAUCUGCGUGACUAUGUUGGACGGAGAAGGCUACAUGAGAAGGAAGAAUUGUUCAAUUAUAGACACUCUUCAUCCCGUAAUAUUAUUGAUCGUUGCAUUGGAGUUUUAAAGGCAAGAUUUCCUAUUUUGAAGUUGAUUACCAAUUAUCCACUUAGUAGGCAAAGACAAAUUCUUACUACAUAUUGCGCAAUAAACAACUUUAUACGUCAGGAGAACGCUUUAGAUAAGUUGUUCGUAGAGUAUGGAGAGGAGGAUAUGGUGUUUCAAGACAUGCUGGAGUCAAGUCAAGAUCAAGAAGUAAUACAUUUUGAUACUAGUCAAACAGCUCAAAUGGUACAAGUCAAGGAUCAAAUUGUUACACAAAUGUGGAAUAACUACUCAAGAUAUCGUACAUGA